Molecule: messenger RNA, 723 nt
Organism: Mesocestoides corti
Lineage: Eukaryota; Metazoa; Platyhelminthes; Cestoda; Cyclophyllidea; Mesocestoididae
Source: the annotation of a GenBank genome assembly
UUGACACCUAUUUGUUCUAAAGGUGACUGUAAGGACCAUGGCCAUACUGUUCACUUGCCUUGCGCCAGCCAGCUUUGGAUAGGGCCUUCGGUAUUGAAUGGUGAUCUCUCGUCACUGGCAGAACUUUCCGUGAAUCUGAUGAAUUCAGGGGCUGAUUACCUCCACUUGGAUGUUAUGGACGGUCACUUUGUACCAAACAUUACCUUCGGACAUCCAGUCGUUUCUUGUUUAAAGCCUAAACUUCCUUCAGACACUUUUCUGGAUCUUCAUAUGAUGGUCGCAGAACCAGAAAAGUGGGUCGAAGGAAUGCGUGAAGCCGGUGCCACUCAAUACACUUUUCAUGUCGAGGCCACUGAUGACGUCAAGAGAUGCAUCCGAAAGGUCCGAGAAGCCGGAAUGAGGGUUGGUUUGGGUAUCAAACCGAAGACAAUUGUUGAGGAAGUUUUUCCUUAUGUCGACCUCGUGGACAUGAUCCUCGUGAUGACCGUUGAACCUGGAUUCGGUGGCCAAAGCUUUAUGGCGGACAUGAUGCCCAAGGUACGGAUGCUGCGUGAGAAGUAUCAAAAUCUCAACAUUGAAGUCGACGGUGGAGUGGGCCCUAAGACUAUUCGGGAAUGCAUUAAGAAUGGUGCCAACAUGAUCGUCUCUGGUAGUGCAAUAACAGGGGCCGACGAUCCAGCCGCGGUUAUACAAAGCAUGCGGUCGACCGUUGCUGAAUUAUGA